Messenger RNA from Cyclopterus lumpus (lumpfish), 2024 nucleotides. Its product is annotated as glutamate dehydrogenase, mitochondrial-like. Bases 164 to 1789 code for a protein of 541 amino acids. Gene Ontology annotation, cellular component: mitochondrion. The transcript is spliced from 13 exons. Gene Ontology annotation, biological process: L-glutamate catabolic process. The record is from RefSeq and is a predicted model, not a curated record. Lineage: Eukaryota; Metazoa; Chordata; Actinopteri; Perciformes; Cyclopteridae. Gene Ontology annotation, molecular function: L-glutamate dehydrogenase (NAD+) activity.
CAAACGAGGGCUUGUGUCCCGCGCAUGCGCAGCAGAAAGAGGCGGCGCGGAGGAGGAGCGCCGCCGCUCUGCCGCUCCGCCUGCCGCGCUACAAGUGUCCGAGUCCGGCUGCACUUCCUCCCUGCCACGGUCACCCGGCUCAACUUCUCCAGAGGCGUUAGAAAUGUACCGGUACUUCGGAGAGAUUCUCACCCGGGGAGCGGGCCGCGCCCUGGGCUCGGGGGGCUCCGUCCACGCCGCUCCCGCCGCGUUGCUGCUGCGGCACCGCGGCUACAGCCAGGCCGUGGACCGGGACGACGACCCGAACUUCUUCACCAUGGUGGAGGGCUUCUUCGACCGGGGCGCCGCCAUGGUGGAGGACCAUCUGGUGGAGGGCUUGAAGACCCGAGAGAGCGCCGAGCAGAAGAGGAAGCGGGUCCGCGGAAUCCUGCGCGUCAUCAAGCCGUGUAACCACGUGCUGAGCGUCUGCUUCCCCAUCCGGAAGGACUCCGGGGAGUGGGAGGUGGUGGAGGGGUACCGGGCCCAGCACAGCCAGCACCGGACCCCCUGCAAGGGAGGAAUCCGUUACAGUAACGAUGUGUCUGUAGACGAGGUGAAAGCUCUGGCUUCUCUCAUGACCUACAAGUGUGCUGUAGUAGAUGUUCCGUUCGGUGGAGCCAAAGCUGGAGUGAAGAUCAACCCCAGAAACUACUCGGACAACGAGCUGGAGAAGAUCACCAGGAGGUUCACCAUCGAGCUCGCCAAGAAGGGCUUCAUCGGACCUGGUAUCGAUGUUCCUGCUCCAGACAUGAGCACCGGGGAGAGGGAGAUGUCCUGGAUCGCUGACACCUACGCCACCACCCUGGGCCACAACGACAUCAACGCUUACGCCUGCGUCACCGGGAAGCCCAUCAGCCAGGGGGGGAUCCACGGCCGCAUCUCCGCCACCGGCCGAGGGGUUUUCCACGGCAUCGAGAACUUCAUCAACGAGGCGUCUUACAUGAGCCAGCUGGGCAUGUCCCCCGGCUUACAGGACAAGACCUUUGUCAUCCAGGGUUUUGGUAAUGUGGGUCUUCACUCCAUGCGUUACCUUCAUCGUUCAGGAGCCAAGUGCAUCGGGAUCGGAGAAAUGGACGGAAACAUCUGGAACCCCAACGGCAUCAACCCCAAAGAGCUGGAGGACUACAAACUGGAACACGGGACCAUCGUCGGGUUCCCGGACUCGACGGUGUACGAAGGAAGCAUCCUGGAGGCCGACUGCGACAUCCUGAUCCCAGCGGCCAGCGAGAAGCAGCUGACCAAGAGCAACGCUCACAAGAUCAAGGCCAAGAUCAUCGCUGAGGGAGCGAACGGUCCGACGACGCCCGAAGCCGACCGCAUCUUCCUGGAGAGAAACAUCAUGGUGAUCCCGGACAUGUACCUGAAUGCUGGCGGUGUGACGGUGUCGUACUUCGAGUGGUUGAAGAAUCUGAACCACGUCAGUUACGGUCGACUUACCUUCAAGUAUGAGCGGGACUCAAACUACCACCUGCUGAUGUCGGUUCAGGAAAGUUUAGAGAGGAAGUUUGGGAAACAUGGCGGUGCGAUCCCUAUCGUCCCCACCUCGGAGUUCCAGGCCCGGGUCGCUGGAGCAUCAGAGAAGGACAUCGUCCACUCGGGUCUCGCCUUCACCAUGGAGCGCUCUGCCAGGCAAAUCAUGCGAACAGCCAACCAGUAUGAUCUUGGUCUGGACCUUCGGACGGCGGCGUACGUCAACGCCAUCGAGAAGGUGUUCCAGGUCUACAAGGAGGCGGGGCUUACCUUCACAUAGAGCCAUCUGACUGCUUCAUCUUCAUCAACUUCUUCAUCUUCAUCAUCAACUUCUGUCUUCUCCUUCUCCUUCUCCUCCUCUCCUUCCUCCUAAGUGAAUAUGGAACAUAUCCAAACGUAUAAAAGCCUUAAAGCCUUAAAACCUGCGACGCUCAUGUCCUGAAGCAUCGAUCAGCUGACCGUGUGUGUGUGUGUGUGUGUGUGUGUGUGUGUGUGUGUGUGUGUGUGUGUGUGUG